AUGGCUAUCCUGCAGGUACACCAAGCCAAGGCGCUCAAAGCAAUGCACGAGGGUGGUACCGACCCGGGGUUGAUGCAGGAGCUGCGCACGGUGACUGACUUCGCCUUACAGGCGAUGAAGGUCACGGCGCGGUCCCUCGGGAAGGCGAUGUCCAUGCUGGUGGUCCAGGAGCGGCAUCUCUGGCUGAACCUGGCUGAGAUGAGGGACAUGGACAAGGCCCGCUUUCUCGAUGCUCCCAUCUCCCAGGUAGUACUGUUCGGCGACACUGUCGAGGACUUUGCCCAGCAAAUUUCAGACUGCAGUAUCACUGAAGAAGGUUAUAAAGCUCUGUCUUCAGCUCUGAGAUCAAACCCUUCACAUCUGAUAGAGCUGGAUCUCACAGGAAAUGAUCCUGGAGAAUCAGGAGUGAAGCUGCUCAGUGAUUUACUACAGGAUCCAAACUGUCAACUCAACACACUGAGGUUUUUGGGUCCUGCUGCAGAUGAAGCCUGUCAGUAUGUGACUGGAAUUGUGGGUAAAAACCCGUUACUCCUGAGGGAGCUGAAUCUGAGGGGACAUAAACUAGGAGGAGACACACGAGUGAAUCAGAUCGCUGCUCUUCUGCAGGAUAAACACUGUACACUCAACACACUGAUUCUGUGUGGAUGCAGUAGUACAGAGAAACAGUGUCUCAUCCUGACUUCAGCUCUGAAUUCAAACCCAUCACACCUGAGAGAACUGAACCUGAGCUGGAAUAAACUACUUGGAGACUCUGGGUUGAAAAACCUUAGUGAUCUACUGAUGAACACACAAUUCAAGCUGGAGAAACUAGAUCUGUGUGGAUGCAGUAUUACAGAAGAACAGAAUGUCAUCCUGACUUCAGCUCUGAAAUCAAACCCAUCACACCUGAGGGAACUGAACCUGAGCAGGAAUAAAUUAGGAGACUCUGGAGUGAAACACCUCAGUGAUCUACUGAUGAACACACAAUUCAAGCUGGAGAAACUAGAUCUGUGUGGAUGCAGUAUUACAGAGAAACAGAGUAUCAUCCUGACUUCAGCUCUAAAAUCAAACCCAUCACACCUGAGAGAACUGGACCUGAGCGGGAAUCAAAUAAAAAACACAGGAGUGAAUCACUUAUGUGAUGUACUGAAGGAUUCACACUGUAAACUAGAGAGAUGGAGUCUAAAUGACUGUGGCAUUACAGAUGUUUCUUCUUUAACUCAGUCUUUGACAAACACAAAAGCUCUGCAGUUUCUAAAAGAGCUUAAUCUGAGUGUUAAUAUGAUUGGAGACUCAAAACAGAAGCUCAUUGAUGUGCUACAAAACUCAAACUGUGAACUGAGCGUUGUGGAUAAAGAUGGAGAGGAUGUCCGAAGCAUGGUUCUUAAUAUACUAAAUAAGAUCGCUCCUGGAAUUGGAGAUGGGCUACAGGACAGUGUCGAUGUUGCUCAUUGUUUGGGACCGAAACGAGCCAGAUCGAUCACAACCCUCUUCCCACUGCGUCGCAUCAGUGACAUGAUUUGGGGUGCUGCCAAAGGCUGCGAAUGUCUAACUUACAACAAACUGCGUUUUUCGGAGCCUCUGUCUCCCAACGAUAGAGCAGCGCUGGACAAGCUGUGGCCUCUCUUGAAGAAGGCACAGGAAGAGGGCAAGCUUCCGCAGCCCUUUUGCUUUGAUUGA
Carassius carassius (crucian carp) is the source of this 1659-nucleotide messenger RNA. Its product is annotated as ribonuclease inhibitor-like. Gene Ontology annotation, molecular function: protein binding. The record is from RefSeq and is a predicted model, not a curated record. The coding region runs from base 1 to 1659 and encodes 552 amino acids. NCBI's taxonomy places the organism in Eukaryota, Metazoa, Chordata, Actinopteri, Cypriniformes, Cyprinidae. The transcript has 8 exons.